AUGGAGGAGGCUCUGCUGUCCACCCCCAUCAACCCCAACAACUUCCCCGCCAAGCUGUGGCGGCUGGUGAACAGCCCUCGGUACCGCUCCAUCCGCUGGGACGGCCGUGGCGAGGGGCUGCUGAUCGACCAGCCGCUCUUCGAGGCCGAGCUGCUCAGCCCGCCAGGCCCGAGUGCCGGGGGCGCGGGGGGAGCAGGGAGCAGCGGCGGCAGCGGCGUCGGGGCGGCCGGGGCCGAGCCCGAGCUCUUCAAAACCACCAACUUCACCAGCUUCAUCCGCCAACUCAACCUUUACGGCUUCCGCAAGGUGGUGCUGGGUGGGCCGGGGGCGGCGGGGCCCGGACCCGGGCCUGGCGCUGGCGGGCCGGCGGGCGACGGGCCACUCCACCACUUCCACAGCCCGCACUUCCGUCGCGACCAGCCUCAGCUACUCGUUCACCUCAAGAGGCUCACCAGCGCCAACAAGGCCAAGCUGGCGGCCGGACUGGAGGUGCCCUGUCGCCCGCCCAACCGCUUCCAGAGGCUCCUCAUCACAUCAGCCUCUGCCUCGGCCUCAGCUUCCACCUCCCCACUGCAACAUCAGGACCCGCCCCCCCAGCCCGCAGGGCCCCGGCCAGAGCAGCAUGGGCCAGUGGCUGUAGGACAGUUUCACCGGUCAUUCCGGCGAGAUAACCUGUCUCCUUACUCCUACGUAUCAACUUCAUCCCACAACCACAGCACUUUCCCUCUGAAAGGGUUAGAUCGCACCCCAGUUCCUCCUAGAACGUGGCAGAACUCCCUUGGAAUGCACCCUGGACAAGUGGAGACGUCUCCCACUUUUUCAGAUAAAGGGGUUCCAUUUCCUGUACUGCAGAGAUUUCCAACUGAGGUUACUUACACGCUGCAGCCCAGCGCCACAUCUGUACACGUUCAACAAGGUCCUCAAACAAUGGUCAGCUCCUCCCAAAAGUAUAGUAACUACACACCCUCAGCGCAGUACUCCCAAGCCUACUAUCCAACAGCUGUGCUACAGUGCUGUUCUCCUUCCACCCACAUGGAUGCCCUAAGUAGCUGUGUCACUCCUACUGCCUCUUCCUAUGCACACUGUAACUACUUCCAGAAUCCUCCAAUGCAAUCCUCCUAUCCAGUUGAAUUUCUGCCUUCUAAUUGGCCUUGCAGUGCUACUGAUGAAAAUAAAAAGACAGAAGUCAAUCUAGAGGCUGUCUUUCAAAUAGUGGAUGAGCUGCAUUCCUCCCCUAAACUGGAGAUGGUCAAGGUGGAGCCUGUUGAGAGUCAGUGUCCAUCAUCUCAGUCUAACAGAGGACAGCAUAUCCUCCCUAACUCAAACAACAGCAACCCAUCUUCCACAAGUCAGGCUAGCCAGCUGGAGCCACUUACUCCUGUAGGCUCAGAUAUUACGUCUUUUGUGGUUGGAACAGAACAAGCAAUUACUUGCUCUCUCCCACAGUCACCUGAGUACAUCUAUACCAUCCACACAGCUCAACCUUUGGAAAAUAGCACAAUGCAGGAAUCUGCAACCAUCCAACAAACUCAUGUCAAACUGAAGGAGCAGCUAAAUCAUAAUCCGUCUCCAUCUUCAGUAGUGUUUGUACAGGAAGGGCUACCGUUGAGCACACAGCAGGUGGAUAGCAGUAUAAAAUGCCAGGCCAAUCCCCCGGAGAAUAUCUUGCCUUCAGAACAAAUGGGAUUCCUUAUUUCAGAAAUGGGGUCUGCUAGCAAGCCCAGUAAAGACACAGGCGUAUCCACUCCAGCCAGAUACAGAGAGCGAAGAAGCAACUCACAAGGAAAGUCCCCUGAUCUUCAUCUGCUGGUGGACGUGGCCUGCAAGCAGGAGCACUUUCCAAAGGAGGAAGAGUUAAAAGAGUGA
Molecule: messenger RNA, 1866 nt
Organism: Acomys russatus (golden spiny mouse)
Lineage: Eukaryota; Metazoa; Chordata; Mammalia; Rodentia; Muridae
Gene: Hsf5
Product: heat shock transcription factor 5
Exons: 6
Coding region: 1-1866 (621 amino acids)
Biological process (GO): regulation of DNA-templated transcription
Molecular function (GO): sequence-specific DNA binding; DNA-binding transcription factor activity
Source: RefSeq, a predicted model, not a curated record